Entrophospora candida is the source of this 627-nucleotide messenger RNA. The record is from the annotation of a GenBank genome assembly. Lineage: Eukaryota; Fungi; Glomeromycota; Glomeromycetes; Entrophosporales; Entrophosporaceae.
AUGAAUGUAAGUGUCAUUAUUUUAUCUUUAUCAUCAUAUCAUCGUUAUCACGACAAUUUUGUUGAUGAAACUUAUCGUCUCUUUUUAGUUUGUUGUGGAGGGGAUAUAGAUGAUGAUUACGAAUCUAUAGAUCAUCAUGAUGCGUCUUAUUAUGAUGAUCAUGAAUCUACAUAUUAUCGUGAUGCUUCUUAUGCAAUUUGCAGAGUACUUCCUUACAUUGCAUUAUUCGACAAGGAUCACACAUCGGCAAGUGGUGUUUAUAGCAUUGGUAUUAUAAUGGCCAAAUUGGAAACACUUCCAUUUUCAGGUUAUGAAUUAAUUUCCAAGAUUUCAACGGUUUUGGGACCUGACUUUGUACCUGGCAAACGUGGCAAUGAUGACACACUUCCAAAUAAUUAUACUGUUACUAUACCUUUAGCUUCUCCAGAUACCGCAUCCUCUAAAACAAACGUUUGCAUAUAUAUACCAACAUCUACCCUUACUGCAUUUUUGGCUUUCAAGUAUCCUGAUGAUCACCUGACUGAAAAAACUUUUUCAUCUAAUUUGAUUGCUGCUGCUGUUGCGAUUCCCAAUCGUCGAAAUGCAGCAACUGAAGCUACUAGACUAUCCUUAAGAUUAAAAAUAUGA